Caenorhabditis remanei is the source of this 3207-nucleotide messenger RNA. RefSeq lists its product as uncharacterized. Bases 1 to 3207 code for a protein of 1068 amino acids. The record is from RefSeq and is a predicted model, not a curated record. Lineage: Eukaryota; Metazoa; Nematoda; Chromadorea; Rhabditida; Rhabditidae. Gene Ontology annotation, biological process: membrane protein ectodomain proteolysis. Gene Ontology annotation, molecular function: metalloendopeptidase activity. The transcript is spliced from 6 exons.
AUGAUUGGACACCUGUACACACAUCUAGAUUUUCUUAAAAUUCACGAAUCUGUCGUCGAUAUCCGCCAAACGACUGCCAACAAAGCAUUCAUGGAAACGAUGAGUCCGGAUGGUUACGAAGUAGUCCACCCAUUCCAAAUACGCGAUAAAAACGAACGAAUCGGAAUCGAUACUCGCAAUUAUUUUCUCAAAGCUCAAGAACACUAUUCCCACGUGACAAUCGUCAUCCGCUCGAAUCAGCUGGGUCGUCUGAAAUUAGUUCUCGAACGGAACAACUUCAUUUUCCUGAAUCAGACAGCAUUCCACAAGUUAGACGCAGACGGCGAGCGUGUUCUUCAGAAUCGUGUCGAGAACUGUUACUAUCAGGGUACUGUAGGUGGAGAGGAGAGUUCGUUCGUCGCUUUGAGCUCUUGUAAUGGAUUGAGAGGUGUCAUUUCAUUUGCAAAUGGUACAACUUAUGGUAUAUGGCCACUAGAUGGAGGAGAUCGGAAUUCCCGAAGACAUCCGCAUAUUCUCUAUAAAUCUGAAUGGACGAAAGAGGCGAAAUGUGGAAGUUCGAUGGCUCAUGCUGUUGGACAAAGGAUUCGAAGAGGGGCGGAGCCUGAUCUGGAAGGGGCGGAGCCUAUUCUUGAAAAACCCAGGAAGCACAAGCAUCGAAAACAUCACAGAAGGCAUAUGAAAGAUGAAGAAGAGGAGGAGGAGGAUGAGCUGAAAAUCCGUGUGGCAAAUCGAAGAGACGCGUCGAAACGGACAAAAUAUGUGGAAGUGGCAUUGAUUGCAGAUUAUGAGUUUAUGAAGCAGCGAGGUCUUCACGAUAUGGACGCCAUCUCCUACAUGCUGGAAUCGUUGAAUAUCGCUGAUUCGAUGCUCUCCCGUGACCUCAACAUUCGUCUCUCGGCAGUCUACGUCGAGCUCUGGUCAGAUGUUCAACGAAUCGAUCUAUGGGAAGAUAUCGAACGGACUCUGAGUGGUGUCGUCGACUACGCAGCCGGUCACAUCUAUCACAUCCAAAAAGAUGCUUCAAUUCUCUUCACCGCCGGCUCAUUCGCCAAUCAAGAAGUGUCCAACGCAGCGAUUCGAUCGAUUUGUACCGCCCGUUCUGCUGUCAUCGUACGGGCCAUCGAACCAUUUGCAACUCAUUGGAAUGGAGAGUUGGUGGCUCAGUCUGUUGGACAUUUACUCGGAUUGGAACACGAUACGACUGCGUGUAGUUGUGAACCGUCUCCAGAAUGUGUGAUGAGACAACAACCGGGACGAGUUGGUGCUCCGUUCUCGUGGCAAUUCUCAAAGUGUUCGGUGGCGAGAAUGCAUGGAAUUUGGCAGGAUGGAAAUAUUCAGUGUUUGCUGAAUAAACCGUUCCAGGUCUCGGAACUUCGAGAAUGCGGCAACGGAAUCGUCGACGGCUCCGAAGAAUGCGAUUGCGGUACCCGUGAGAAUUGCAAUGAUCCCUGCUGUGACCCUCUCACGUGCACUCUCCGCCCACACGCUCAAUGCGCCGCCCAUCACAAAUGUUGUCAUCGUUGCGAACUUCGGAAAGCUGGCGAAACGUGUCGAUCAUCUCAAAGUCCGUGCGACGUCGCCGAGUCCUGUGAUGGAAAAUCUGGUGAUUGCCCACCAGACGGUCAUCUGAUCGAUGGUACAGUAUGCGGAAAUGAUGGACAAUGUUGGCGUGGAAAUUGCUCGGAUAGUCAUCAACAAUGUCAAAAAUUAUGGGGACGAGAGGCGAGAGUGGCCGAGGAAGUGUGCUUCGAGCAGAAUACAAAAGGAGCCGAGUACGCGAAUUGUGGAAUGCAAAGUGAUGGAAGUUAUCAUCCAUGUCAGUUGGAGGACACCAAAUGUGGCACAUUACAUUGUCAUUCUGGAUCCCUGACGCCUACAGAUUCCACGUUGAAGGCGUUCACAUUCCACUUCACCCAAAAUGCUCAACAAAUCCAAUGUAAAUCGAUCGCCGGUUCGCUCUCAGGUCUCAUCCAAGACGGAACCAAUUGCGGGUCCGGUAAAGUGUGUGUAGCCGGAUCUUGUGUCGAGAUGUCUUCAGUGUCCUCUGGAACUGCCUGCCCUACCAACAAUCUUGCUCUUCUUUGCUCCGGACACGGUCACUGCACAACUACUGCCAAGUGUGUCUGUUUCAAUGGAUGGACUGGAAAUGCUUGUGAUAUUCGGAGCAAUACGUCGACUUAUCAAGGAUCUAUGGGAUUCCGAGAUGAAGAUCACGAACAAUUGGGUCAUGGAGGAGCACGGAAGACUAUCAUGAUACCUCAUUUGAAUAUUGGAACGACACUAGAGACUGCCUAUCUCUUUGGUAUUCUUUUCGGAUUCGGAGCAUUUUUAUUGCUCUGUUUGGUAUGUCUCAUGCUAUGUUAUCGACGACGUUCUGUAGUGGAGAUCCCCAAACCAUCUGAUGAGAAACUGGAAGAAUCGCCGGAUCGACAAAUCAAAUUCGGAAAUAUGCCGUCGUAUCGAGAGGAGAAGAGAAAACGAAAGAGUAACAAGAGGAUUUACGGAGCAUUGAAUCGAAUUACGGAGGCUGAUGAGAGGGAUUCGACGAGUUUGAGGUCGAGAGAUAGUGCUGGAAGUCAACAGUUGUUGGAUAGAAAUGGGCAGCCCGUGAUGGCAGGGAUACGCGAUCCCUACUCAACGGACCAUCACAUCUACGCCGAAUCCGUCGCCGCCUCUUCAUCGAAUCGUCAAUUCCGUGGAAUCAACUCGGACGGCUCCUACCCUCUCCGGUCAUUUGGCUCCUGGAGAAGCUCCGCCCCCAUCAGCCCCGCCUCCUCAUCAGGUCAUCUGACAGAUGUUUCGAAUGCAACGACUCCAUUGAGACUGAAUAAAAUCGGAAAGCUUCUGAAAACAAUGCAACAAUCGGAUGAUGAAGCGGGAUCUCCAUUCUCUGAUCACUCGAUGCAAUUCCAGAAUCAAGGGAUUCAGAAUCUUCAGAGCCUUCAGAAUCAUUCACUUUUGGGUCGGCUGGAUCAUGGAUAUACUGGAGAAGAGGAGCUAUCAGCAGUGGAGGCUGAUCACGACGUCGGAUCGAAUACAGAAUCUUCUCGAGGUUGUGAAGAUUCAUCUGGAGGACGAGAUUCUGGAGGAUGGGAUCCGCCGUCACUAGUCAAUGGAUCCACGUCGAAUAACUAUAAUUUCCGACAGAGUCCCUCAUUAUUUAGUGAUCCUUUCAAGCUGGAAAUGACUAAUAGUAUGCAUAAUUAG